Molecule: messenger RNA, 1981 nt
Organism: Amphibalanus amphitrite
Lineage: Eukaryota; Metazoa; Arthropoda; Thecostraca; Balanomorpha; Balanidae
Product: E3 ubiquitin-protein ligase RNF115-like
Exons: 9
Coding region: 214-1041 (275 amino acids)
Biological process (GO): protein ubiquitination; positive regulation of DNA-templated transcription; ubiquitin-dependent protein catabolic process
Cellular component (GO): cytoplasm; nucleoplasm
Molecular function (GO): ubiquitin protein ligase activity
Source: RefSeq, a predicted model, not a curated record
GUUUUAUACGAAUCUGACGCGAACCAAAUGCUAAUUUGAUGCUAAUACUGUUGCACGGAUUUGGAUUCAAUUUCAAGCAAUAUUUCAUGUAAGAAAUUAUAUAGUCCAGACGCCGUAAUUACGAUUUAUAUCAUCAGAAAGUGUGUGUCUUGCUCAUAGAUAUGCAGACGUCUUGCUGUUGGUCUUCUGAUUUGGCAGACAGCUCAGAACACCAUGGCUGAGGCGUCGGGUGCGGCAACUACAGAUACACAGUACUUCUGCCACAUCUGCAACAAGGACAUCACCCCAGUGGUGCCGGAGUACACCUGUCCCGACUGUCAGGGCGGCUUCAUAGAGCAGCGAGACACGGAGGAUGGCGGCUCGGCGGCGGCAGCCGACGACCCUGAGGAUGAGCUGCCGCCGCUGAACGACCCAGCCAUGCACGCCUUCUCACAGCUGCUGAAUAUUGUUCCGCUGUCGUUCAACUCACCUCUGGUGAUCGGAGGGAGGAACACGGGCCGGGGAGCCCCCGGAGGAGCGGCGAACGGCAGCCAGCAGCCGCAGCUGCCCCAGGCCGGCGGCUUCGUGGAGCUGCUCGACAAUCUGUUCGCCAACUUCCACAACGUGCGAGUCAAUGUGGACACGGGCGGCCAGGUGCCCAUCCACUUCCGACUGCACGGCAACCCCGGCGACUACGCCUGGGGAAACGCCGAGCUGGACAGGAUCGUGACGCAACUGCUGAACCAGCUGGACUUUAGCGGGCCGCCGCCGUUGGGCCAGGCGCUCAUCCAGAGGCUGCCCACCGUCACCAUUACCCAGGCCAGUGUCGACGCCAACCUGCAGUGCAUGGUGUGCUUUGAGGACUACAAGCUGGACGAGAAGGUGCGGGAGCUGCCCUGUUCACAUCUCUACCAUAGCAUCUGUAUAGUGCCCUGGCUAGAACUGCACGGCACGUGUCCUGUGUGUCGCAGCAACGUGGACCCGUCGGCGGCACCCCAGAAACCGCCGCCGGCCGCCCGGCCGCCCGAGCCGGGGCCGUCCAGUCGACCAGAUCAGCCGUGAGACCGCGCUUAUAUGAAGCGAUGCAGAGAGAGUCGUCAGUGACUGGUCGCGCCUGUGAUACCGCGCCGCCGCUGCCGCCGCCGCCGCCGCCUUACCCGUUCAUCCAGCCCCUCUGGAGGUCGGGUGGAGCCCCUCUGGAGGACGGGUGGAGUCCCUCUGGAGGUCGGGUGGAGUCCCUCUGGAGGUCGAGAGAGGUCGGGGCGGCGGUCAGAGGCAGCUGGCAGCUCCAGCCGCCCCCGGAAGGGCGGCGCGGCCGGGGCCUUAACGCUUGCUGUGUGCGUGUGUGUGCGUAUCUAAAGUAUGUAGCUUGAGUGUGUGUGCGUUUGCGGUGUAUUAAAACCCCUGGGUAGUACCGAUGUUCAGUACGGUUGGCUUCCCUGUUGAAGAACAUUCUGGUCUUGCAAUCAGCAGCGGAGAAAAUGAUUCGGACCUUGACGAACGAGUGCAGAGACUCGCACCUGGAUUCGGAGCUGUCCAGCUGCUCAGGGGCGGCGGUGUUGGUCUCUGUCGAGCUCGCAGCUCAGUCCAGCCCGGAGGACAGAUCAGGAAACUGGGGUGGCACGCAGGGAGGGCAGGGCGCCCAGGGGGGCGCCCUGGAUGGGUGUCUGGACUGUGCACGGCAGUUUUAACGGCGACCCCUCCGUUCGGCUGGCGUCGCCGAGUGGAGAUAUAAUCAAUCAGUAUGUGAUGCAGCAGUCCACAGCCACGCUAUUCGUUGCUUAGUCGCGCCAUAGUCGCCCGGUGUCUGAUUUGUAUUUUGCGAUGCAGAAAGUCUGUUUCUUGCGGUGAUUUUGUUCAGUGCUGCUUUAUUUACAUGUUAAUGGUGAUAUACUUGGUGAGUCUGAUCGCCAAAAUUGGCCGCUGCAGCGCUGGGUCGUGUCAUUGAAACGAGUUAUCUUACCGACAGUGGUGCCCGAAUAAAUAAAUCGGUGUUAGACGA